[Candida] anglica is the source of this 3956-nucleotide messenger RNA. The record is from the annotation of a GenBank genome assembly. NCBI's taxonomy places the organism in Eukaryota, Fungi, Ascomycota, Pichiomycetes, Serinales, Debaryomycetaceae.
CAUUUCUUAACUCUUUUUAUCAAUUCAUGGUAUUAGAUAGAGGGAAGGGGCCGGUUAAUGUAGUACAGACGGUGAUAGAAACGUCAAAUUGCAUUGACAAGCUUCUACCUGUUGGAGUGCUCUACUUUUGCGAUGUCCCUUUUGAGUUGUCAGAUUUUGGUGGGAUUGCCUGUCAUGAUGGUUUGAAGGUUCCAAGAUCAAAUUGGCGUUGGUUUGACAUAAACUUUUUCUUGUACAGGUUAAGCCAGAAUGAAUCGGGUUUGAGUAUGAUCAACCCAGUGCUUGAAGAUUUACAGUUUCUUAUAAACAAUCGGUUUUGUAUGGCAACUUUCAAGAACUUUAAAGAGAGCAAGCAUGGGGUACUGGUAAGUGCCGUACGUGUAUAUGCUGUUCCAUCUGAUAUACCUGGAGCACGACAUUUUUCUCAAUGGAGACAUGGACGUCCCAGAUCAUUAUUUGUAGAAAAAAAUUCAAAAAAAAGUUGGUGGCGCUUACUUUGUCGAAUGGAUUUCUCUAUAGAAAGUUGGAAAUGUGAAAAAUUGAUUAUGAAUGAAAUAUUAAUAAUAUCAAUUCAAAUGAAGCGGAAUAAACAAUUUUCUGCUCAAUAUUCAAGCCCUAUAGGUCAAGAUGUUUUGAAUUUUCAUGUUGAAAGAUGGAUUAGACGAAAACGGUUGGUGAAAUAUACACGGUCCAGUGAUCAAGCUACGACGACCACCCCCUCUAUUACUGAUACCCUUAUGCGUAUAUAUAAUGGAAUCCCUUCACCAGAUGUUUCAAAAUAUACUCAGGAGAAGUUUGAUAAGAAAGACGCGGAUCCUAGAGUAGUUUCUAUUUCGCGUAUUCUUAAGAUACAUCGAAAUACUCCUAUUCCGGGAAUGUCUUCGGUGUUGUAUCCAUUCCAAUUGAAAUCUUUGGUGAAAAUGUAUGAGAAGGAAACAGUGUUGGAAACUCGUGUAGUGCCUAACUUUAUAAAGUUGGAAUCUCCUUGUGAAAAUAAGUCUUAUUAUUUUGAUAUUUCCGAAUGUGUCUUUUGGACCAAACCUGAGCUUUACAAAUUACCUUGUGGUGGUAUCCUUGCAGAGAAUAUGGGAUUAGGAAAAACGAUUAUUUGCUUAGGGCUUAUCUGUUUGAGUAAAUAUGAAGUUUCAAUGAUUCCAGAGGAUGCAAAUUUGUUCAUUAGUAGCACUACAAAAAGUUUUAACCUUCCUACAUUAACUGAAUUAUGUCACCAGAAGGUUAAUCAGAAAUCUUUACCUUGGAAACGCUAUAUAAAUGAUCUUCCUCAAUCAGUCGUUUCGAUCCUUCAAAGGAAUCCGGGGUAUUUUCAACUUCAAUUGAAUCAAUUACCAGGGCAAACAAGAAAUAGAGUUUUGCGUAGAAAUAUUUCCGAUGAAGAUUCAGAAGGAAUUACCAGAUUGACAUUACUCUUGUGUAAUACUACACUUAUUCUAGUUCCUGAUAAUCUUUUCCAUCAAUGGAACAAUGAAAUCAAGAAACAUAUAGGACAUGGAUUUCUCCAAAUCCUCUUCAUAUCAGGACAAUUCACCAGUCCAAUAUACUCAGAAGAUUCAUUAUAUACAAAUUCACUUCCAGAGGAUGCCACAGAAUUGACGAAGUACGAUUUGGUCAUAAUUUCGCAUAGCUUAUUGAAUGUGAAGGGGAAUCAAAAUACACCCACAAGUAUACUUUUGAAACGGAUAUACUGGAAAAGACUUAUUAUCGAUGAAGGACAUUCAACUACUAGUCGGAACUCAAAAGUAUCCACUCUUUGUCGAGAAAUCCACUCUGAACGAAGGUGGGCUGUUACAGGUACCCCUACAUCUGGCCUUACUCGUUUGGAGAUGGAGGAAGAUGAUGCCAUGGAAGUGAAUAAGGAUGAUGUGGAUAAAACGAAAUAUACAGUAAAGACAAGCAUAAAUGAAAAAGAUGAUCUUUUAAAACUUGGGGCUCUAGUAGGAAGCUUCCUCAAGAUUGAACCAUAUCACACUCAGCCGAAAAUGUGGACAUCUUUAAUGUCGAAACCUUUACUUGAAGGUCGUUAUGGAUCCAUACGAAGUCUUAAAAGGCUUUUAGAAAAUAUCGUUGUUCGUCAUGUUCUUUCCGAUGUGGAACAAGAUUUGAAAUUGCCAAGUCUUCAUCACCGUCCAGUAUUCUUGACGCCAUCAUAUCAUAAUAAACUUGCGGUUAACAUGUUUACAGCAGUUUUAGCUGUGAAUGCUGUAUCAUCGGAAAGAACGGAUAUAGAUUAUAUGUUCCAUCCGCUGAAUCGACAACAACUUCGGCGAUUGAUUACAAAUCUUCAACGAAGUACAUUCCAUUGGACAGGGUUCAAACAGGAAGAUGUAGAGACUCUUAUCACUGUUUGUCGGAACUCCAUGAAGAAGAGAAAUCACAAUAAAAGUGAUAUUAAUUUAUUAAAGGACUCGAUGCAUGCCGCACAAGCCGCCUUAGCCAAUCCUAGAUGGAGAACAAUUGCUCUAUUGCAUGAAAUGAACUAUUAUGUAGCAGGACUUCCUGGUAGCUUCACAGGAGCGUUCUCCAUGGGGAUAUAUGAGAAAGAAAAUGAAGAGGAAGAUAUAUCGGUGUUGGGGGCACCUCACAUCCUGGCUGUACAAGAAUUCUUCUACAAGAAUCGAUUUAUGGAUAUGAAUGAUGAAGAGAAACUCCGAAGCAAAUUGGAGCCGGCUUCAAAAUCAUUUUGGAAAGGAUAUUGGGGGCAGACUCAAAAACGUAAUAUAGAACGGUUCAAUAAGCAAGAUGAAAACCAAGGGGUGAGGUCUGGUGUUACCAAUGACCAAAUUGUAGGUGUGCUACAAUCACCAAAGGAACUUAAGGGAUAUGUACCCAAGAGGAAGCGAAGAAGAAGUAGUGAUGGAGGGGAUCUAACUACCAAAUUGGAAGCAGUUGAGUGGGCAAACCGAAAUACUCCAACUUUUGGAGGCAUAAAAGGAGCUACUAUUUUAGGAACUGCGUCGGCUAAACUCUCCUACAUCUCUAGUCGACUCUUGGAGCAUCAAUAUGCUGGGGUGAAAUCGAUUGUAUUUUUCGAAUUUGAAGACAGUGCGUAUUAUUUAACUGAGCUGUUGGAUGUCUUGGGAGUGAAUUAUAUUCUUUAUGCCACAUUCAUCCGUCCUGGUCAAAGAGCGACAAAUCUUUCUGACUUUAGUGACUACUCCUCGGGGGGUAUCACUUUGAUCAUGGAUCUUCGGUUGGCAUCUCAUGGAUUGAAUAUUAUUGCAGCAACUCAUGUAUACUUCUUAAAUCCAGUGUGGCUGCGGAGUGUAGAAGCUCAGGCGAUCAAAAGAGCUCAUAGGAUUGGUCAAACCCAAGAAGUUUAUGUGGAAACACUCAUAUUAGAAGGUACUUUGGAAGAAGAAAUAUACAAAAGGCGUAAUACGAUGGAUGUUGAUGAUGAUGAAUUAAGCAAUGAUUCUCCAACCACUGGAAAAACGAAGAAGUAUGUUAUUGAUGAUACAGGAAUGCAGCAAUUUAUUCUUCGCCAUAAGUUCUUGGAUAUACAUCAGGAUGAACGAGAAUAUGCACCCUUUGUUGCCCCUGCUAUUGACUUACGGACUUUCCACGGCUAUGAUGAUACUGAUGAGGCUUCUUUGCUAGACCAUUCUGAUUCAAUUUAUCAAGAAAACCUCCGUGCAUGGACUGUACAUGUAUUUAGUAACGCUAACUUGGCGAAAUUAAACAAUGCAAAGAACCAAAAGGUUAGGAAGGCUUUCCUGGAGCAAGACUAUGUUAAGAAACUAGUUGAUCCUAUUGAACAAAUCAAGGAAGAGUUUGAAGAGACUAAGGUACCCACGCGUAAGAGGGUCCGAUUUUAAACUUAAUAUAUGAAUAUAUCUAUAAUAGAACACCGUCAAAGACUUCUCUUCCUAGUAAAGACUGCUACAGUUUGAUUGUAUGCUUCGUUUAUAUUACAUAUAUAUACAUGGUACCGUCACGAU